Pezoporus flaviventris is the source of this 5533-nucleotide messenger RNA. RefSeq lists its product as uncharacterized. The record is from RefSeq and is a predicted model, not a curated record. The coding region runs from base 821 to 2836 and encodes 671 amino acids. NCBI's taxonomy places the organism in Eukaryota, Metazoa, Chordata, Aves, Psittaciformes, Psittacidae. Gene Ontology annotation, cellular component: exocyst. Gene Ontology annotation, biological process: exocytosis; exocyst localization. The transcript has 13 exons. Gene Ontology annotation, molecular function: SNARE binding.
ACAUGAGAGAUACCAGUUCUGUGUUUCCCUGAACUUUGGCAGGACUGAAAAGAUUGGAUUUAUAACUUGAUCUCCGUAUUUACCAUAUGCCUGUUUGGCAAAAUAGUUUUCUUGAAUGGCAUGCCCCAGUUCUAAGUUCGGCUCAGUGCUGUUUGGUGGGGCUGUUUUGUGGAAAGAGCUAGCUUCAUCCUCCUGCAGCAGGGAGGAUUCAGCCAGGAGACACCUUGGGUUCUGGCAUGAGGUAGUCUUGGCUGCUGCUAGGGAGAAUCAAUUCUAGCAGCCGAGAAUGUCUAGAAUAUAAUGUUUAUUUCUUUCAGUUGCCCCUGCUUUGAUGUCCAGCAGGGACAACCUCUGAGCCCACUGGCAUGACAAUAGCUUUGGUCACUUUUGGAAAUUUGGGACUAUGUGGGUUCAAAUCUGCACCUUUUGCAUGGGAGGGCUGAGAUAAGCUCCAUAUCUGAGCUCCAGUCCUGUGUCUUAUUUGAAUGCUUUCGAUUUCCCAUUAACUGUGGAGCUUUAAAAGUUAAACAGCAAGUCUCUUCAGACCCUCUUCUUUCUUUGUUGCUUUCAUUUUUGUUAUCAUUCCAGCUCCCUAAGGGGAAAACUAACUGCCAUUUGCAGUUCACCACUGUGUAUUAUAUUUAUUGCCUUGGUCUUGCUCUCUCUCAGAGCAUGAACCCAGCUGACCAACUUCUUAUCAGUUUGACAGGCUGUGACUGUUGUCCUGGUGACUAGCGUAGUUGCACUAUCAUCAUGUACAGAAGGCAGCAAAAGUGAUGCUUCGACCUGUGGGUGUAGCUGUGUAUGCACGUGAUAUGCCAUGUUCUCAGUUGGACAGAAGGUGUCUGAACCUGCUCGGAUGAUGAGGAAGACAAAGUAUUUCUGGGGAGCCUUUGCAGGAAGAGGCAGCAAGUGGGAGAAAGCAGCCGGGGAAAAUGUAAGGAUGCUGCCCAGGGCCACACAUGAGGAGAAGAAGCAGCAAGAAGCAAAGAGGAGAGGGAAGCUGAAAAACAUGACAGGAAAAUUGCUGAAGGUGGUGGCCAGUGGAAAAGAGGCAGCGGAAGAGAAGGCUGGUGGUGUGGAGAUGGCAGGGAAUUUGCUGAAGAUGGCAACCAGUAGGAAGGGAGUGGAGGGUAGGGUGCCUGCAGAAGAAGCCAUCUGUGGGUUCAUUGAGCAAGGAAAAUUUCUUGAAGCUUGUCAUCAUAUUUAUAAUCUGGAGCAUUCUGGAAACGAUGAGAUGGGAAAGUCUGAAUCACUUUAUAAGCUACUGGCUGAACGAAUGUGGACUGUGGUGGGUGAAGCGUUCAGUGGAAGUGGUAGGAUGUUCCUGGAGCCAUUGCAGUCAGUGGGGGAAUCACUGAAGUGGGAGAAGCAGAAGGAAGCAGAGUGGCUUGGCAGGAGCCAAGAGACUGGGCCUGUUUCCACCUGGAGUCCAAACUUCUGGAGGAAAGAACUGGAGGAACAGCUAAUACAGUACAUGACAGCCCGAAUUCCCCCGCUGAGUUCCUCUGCUAAUGCAAAUGAGAAUGCAUUAAACCAGCAUCUGAUUCAACUGGAAAUGUCAUUCCUCCCCAGCCUGGAGCACAGAAGUGAUGUCUUUCAGGAAGCAGGACUGCUCAGCACCUACACCUACUGCUGUCAUGCCUCUUUGUCUUCUCACCUUGCCAUGCUUACUGACAGUAGCCAUUUCAGCUUCAGCCAAUGCCUUUUAGUUUAUGAAUGGGGCCUUAAAAUGUAUAAAAGUGGCAACGAGACACAUCUGAGACCCAGACAGACCCCCCAGCACAGCCUUUCCUUUGGUGUACAGUGUCUCCUGUGGAUUGUUUUGAAGACUGAGGAAAAGUUACUUGCAGUCGCCAAGAAGGAAGUAGGGAAAGCCCUGAAAGAAGCCUUUGAUAUUGGGAAACCCCCUUGUGCAGAUGCUGCAGUGAUUCAGAUACUAACAGAGAAGACGCAGGCUGCCUGGCAUGUCAGUGAGAGCCUGAGUGAGAAGGUGGAAGCUGUAUGUCUGGAGGAGUGCCUGAGGUUCCUGGAGAGCUAUGAAAAUGAAGUAAGAAACUUUCUCCAGCUCGAUGGCUGCCCAGAGAUCUACAGUGGCUUAUCGAUCCUGGAGAACUGCUGCAUAAUCAGGGCUGUCUGGCGUAACCUAACAUACAUUUACAGUGCCAGCACUGGUCAAGAUGUUAAGGUAAAUGGAUUUCUAGACAGGAUGGAAGAUGAGAUUACUGAGCAUUUUCUGCAGACAGUGGCUUCUAAAGUCAAGGGAACACUGAAGGAGCACUUCAAAAAGUGUGACAGCAGUUUUCACCACAUCCUUGAAUCCUUAAAGCAAAGUUUUUUGGUAUUUGGGAAGAAAAAAACAGACACAUAUGAGCAGGCUCUUGUCAAGGCUGUCAACGCCAUUGUUAUUGCAGAGUACGUGCAGGCCCUCCUGACCACUUCCAGGAAACUGUCUUCUGUGCAGAGGAGGAGGAUUGUCAGCAAGAUGGAAGAAGACCAUAGGAUGCUGCAAGACAUCUUUAAAGAAUGCUUAGGUCCUGCAGCUGGUCACCUCAAGGAUCCUAUACAAGCAAUUUUAGAGCUUAUUCAAGCUUCUGAUUCUGAGAGGAUGAAAAUAGCCCUUUUGCCUAUUCUCAGAGAAUUUCCUGAUCUAAGGAAGGAACAUCUGAAUGCAGUGCUGAACAUCAAAGUUUCGCUCAACCGAGAAGACAGAGCUGCUCUCUUGGAGGCAUUUCAUGAUAAUUGCAGGGACUCAAAACCAGGAGUGAACUUGCUUUUUGCAGAUAUAGAAUUGAAACCUGGAAAAUAUGGACUCUGUGCCUGCCUCUGCUGUUAGCAAAGGCCUGCUGUGAGAAACGUGAAGUUUCACUCCAUGUGCAGUGUCUGCAGUCACAGCUCCUUGAAAUCUUCAGUGACCCAUGCAGCCUGAUGUACAGAGAAAUCUGACAGCUAUGGAAGACAAUUCCUGCACUUCUGCAGGAAAAUCAAGAGGCCCAAAUCCUAAUCUUCUAUGCAGAGUCCAUGUGGAAGGUGAAUGGAAUACGGCAGAAAGAUAUUCUUAGCUGAGUCCUGCUAGUUAUUCCCAGGAUGUGGUGGGUGGUGAGUGGAGGAGGAGGAUGGUCCCCCCUUGAUAAAUUUCUCUCUGCUUCCAUCCCUUGUUUCAUGCACUCUCAUGUAAAACUAGGGACUGCUGCAGCACAGUGUCAUGGCAGAUGACAUGGCAACACAACCUUCACCAGCAACCUGGGACCCUCUGUUAGGGAAUCCUGCCUAGCCCAUAGUUCUGGUGGUGCCUGCAGGUUUGGGCACCUAGAUCCACACCCCCAAAGCCCUGCACCAGCGGGCUGCAGACAGAGCUGCCUCUUUUCUUGCUCCCCACACACGAAGGCUGUGACCUCCUUUGGGGGCACCUUGCCAUGGCACUGGCUGUGGGAUGAAGAACUCUUCCCAUAUGAGUUUUAUAGCACUGAAGCAGAGUCUUGCAUUGAUUUUUAUACCUCAGUUACUGGAAAUUUCCUUUUGGAGAGGGAGGGGAAAGCCUCACAGGCAGCAGGCAGUGAAAGGAGAUGUUUUUCCCAGCCUCUGGGUAAGGUUUGUGCUGUUUUCAGAUGUAAAUAGGCAGUUCUACUGGGAAAACACUGACUUUUCUUCCCAGUUAUCUAUGGACUGGUCACAACCUCCAAGCUGGAUUUGGUUCAAGGUCCUUGUUUGCUAUUGUGUUAAUGUAGGCCAUUACUGCUCCUCUCUGGCCAUGUAAACAAGCAACAAAGCUCUCCUACCUCAGCAAUGCCACUGCUUUUCUGGGCAGCCAUUCCCCCUCAAAUCUGCUUCCCUAACAAGAAAAGGGGCAACAUGUCCAGGGAGUCUCUGUGGGCUUUUGGGGCACCACGAGAGGGCAACAAGAGCUGUCCUGUGCCCUUCCUGAUUGCAUGCCUGCCCCAAAGGCCUUGCUGCUGUGUCCUUUGCAGUUUAUAGCUGUCCAUUGCUGCUUCAGUGACACCUUUGCUGGACAUGGGGAGCUGGUGGAGAUGCAGCCUGGCUGUGGGGUGUGAGUCGGGCUGUGGAGCUGGGUGGACCCUGCCUUCCAAGGGUGCCAACUCUGCCGUGCACCCUCCUCUACCACCCAUGGCACAUUCAAGAGUAGGAGGGAUGAUGGAGCCCACUGCGACAGUGGGGUCAGAGUCAGCUUCUGCCAAUGGGAAUUUCAAGCGAUGAACCCUCGAGAGAAAAUAAAAGUUCCUUUGACAUUUCAAUCAUUUAAAAUAAUGCCACAGCAUGUGAAUGGCUCCUGCCACAUACAUGUCUCUGUCUGUGUAACAUUUCUGCCAUUUGACAUUCAUGGUCAGAUGAGGGUAUGUUCUGCUUACAAGUAAUGGUUGGUAACCAUAGGGAAUGCUGGGCUUGGCACUACUGACCUGAAAUGAGAUGGAUGAGGACCAGCCUCGUGCUAUCAUGACUGCUGCUGUGCCUAUCCUCCCUGGGUGGGCAGGGGAUGGGCAGCACUUUCUACUGUGUGUGUGUGUGCAGAGGAGCGCUGUUUUCAGUAAGGUUUCUUAGCAGCAAGUCUCUGCACCCUGUGUGUAGCAUCCAGUCAUGAAGAGACUGAGUACAGACUUGAAUUUGCCCAGGAGGUUUAGCACUGGCGGCACAUGAGGUUUUCCAGAGCCAGAGGGUCCCGGGACAUUGGCUGGGGUGGACAUCUGGGUGAUGGGGAGAUGCCACCUGGUGUGGAGGCAGAUGGUGUGGGAGGGAUGUCCUCAUCCACCGGCAGGUCGUGUGGGGAGAACAGAUGGUGUGUGUGGAGGCUCCGGGUGGGUCCCCUGGUGGGGAGGUGGUGGCAGAGGGGAUGCUGGGUCCCUUCCUGUGCUAUCUGGGGUGAUCAGAAGGAGAGGGAGGCUAUGGGGAAGGGAGAUGAGGGAUUUCCCUUGUUUGGGGGGAUUUUAAGCCGCUCCACUGUGUGCCCUGACCUUCCCAAGCUGACCCAGCCUCCUCCUUCCUAGCCUUCACCCUAAACUGGGGUUAAAGUGCUCGGGUGGGAUUUGUGCUGCUCUCUGAAGAGGGAUGGGAAGCAGGGUCACACUCAGGAUCCUUCUGCAGGAUUAUCUUGUGGCCUCAGGAUGUGGGCAGGAGCAGCACUGCUUUUGCCCUCAGCCUGCCAUGGAGCCAUGCUGAGCAUUUCCUAUUUGCCUUUAUGUCCAGAGGCUCCACCAUUGCAAGCAGAACAGCAUCGUUCGGAGCUCAGCAACCAGAGGCUCCCUGCACAAAGACCCCCUCCCAUCCUGGGUUUCACUGGGAUCCCCUUGGUGUCAGGGUCAUGCCACUGCCAUGCUCACCCGUCACCUGGAUGUGCACUGGGCAGCACGGAGUGACACACUGCUCCUGGUGGUUUGAUGCUCCAGCUUUUUUGGGAGCUGCUUUCUGUCCAUCACCCCUCUGGCUGUGCACCAGGCCAACAGGUUGUGUGGUGAGCAAUGAUUUGUCACCCAUGUUCCCCACACUGCUCGGGGCCAGGGUUUGGCUGGGUGCUUUGAAG